This is a messenger RNA of Prorocentrum cordatum, 400 nucleotides long. The record is from the annotation of a GenBank genome assembly. NCBI's taxonomy places the organism in Eukaryota, Dinophyceae, Prorocentrales, Prorocentraceae.
CUCGAGAGGUCGGCGCAGGUGGCGGAACGCCUCGAGGAGCAGCUGGCGGAGGCAAAACGGCGAGUUGUGCAGUUGCACAGCGAGCUCAAGACGCGUGAGAAUGAAUAUCAGGACGUGGCGCGACGCCUUCGUGACGAAGUGCUCCCGCAGCCCGAGCCAGCAGCAGUGAAGCCGAAGCUCGACUUGCAGGGGCUUCUGGCGGGCGAGGAGUUCGAGGUCGACGACGGGGGCGCGUUCGGGCUCGUGGACGCGGGCACCCAGCUCUCAGCGGAGGAGAAGAUCGAGUUCGACAAGGCGGCGUUCGGCCAGGCGAAGGAGAAGUCCUCCGCCCUGCUGGAGGAGCACAGGGAGCUCGCUCGCAGGAUGGCCGACGCCAAGCGGCGCCGCACCGAGGAGCCAG